AAGUGUUAACGUCUUUGUUGUAAGACGGUACACUCACCUGGUUUGUUAAGUUUAUAGACUUUUAAACGAAUUAUCGCCAAAUUGUUUAAAAUGACGAGAAGAUCGUGUGCCAUUUACGCCACCGGGAUUGUGAGUGCUCAUCUGCUGAUAUUGGGGAUUGCCCUGAUGGUAGCGCAAGUCUUCCAAACAAUGAUACAAGAAAGGAUAAAAAAGGAGAUCACCCUGGCUGAAAACAGUCGAGUAUUAGAGGGCUGGAUAAACCCUCCACCCCCAGUUUACAUGCAGUAUUUCUUCUUCAAUGUCACCAACCCUGAGGAGUUUAAAGCUGGCAAAGCAAAGCCUCGUGUCACCCAAAUGGGUCCUUACACUUACAGGGAAUACAGGCCACGAGAAAAUGUGACAUACUUGGAGAAUGGCACAAAGGUCUUUGCUACAAAUCCGAAGAGUUUUGUAUUUCUUCCAGAGAUGUCAGUUGGAGACCCUGAGGUGGACAUCCUGACUGUCCCUAACAUCCCUGUCAUUGCUGUCAUGAAUGAAAUGAAGACCUAUUCCUUCUUCGUUCGCCCACUCAUCUCUUUAUGGAUGGAUUCUCUGGGUGUUGAUCUGUUUAUGACACGCACCGUGCAUGAGAUCUUGUGGGGCUUUAAGGAUCCACUAAUGAGUAAACUACAUAACCUGAAGCCAGAAGUGGAUGAGUACUUCGGCCUUAUGUACAAGAAAAAUGGAACUCAUGAAGGCGAAUUUGUCUUCCACACUGGAGAGCAGAACUUUAUGGAUUAUGGCAAGAUUGACACUUGGAAUGGAAUAAGAAAGAUGGAUUGGUGGUCAUCGGAGCAGAGUAACAUGAUCAAUGGCACUGAUGGCAGUGUGUUCCAUACUUUCCUGAACAGAGACGAGCUGCUCUACAUCUUUGCUGCUGAUCUCUGCAGAUCUAUCCAUUUGUCAUAUGUGAAUGAUGAAGAGGUCAAAGGAAUCCCAGCAUACCGCUUUGCUCCUCCUUCUGAUGUGCUCGCCGCUCCAGAUGAGAAUCCUGCCAACGCUGGCUUCUGCGUGCCUGCUGGAGAUUGUCUGGGCAAAGGAGUGCUUAAAGUCAGUGUAUGCCGCCAAGGAGCACCUAUUGUUGUGUCUUUCCCACAUUUCUACCAAGCUCAAAGACAGUAUAUUGAUGCCAUUGAUGGGAUGAAUCCCAACAAAGAAGAGCAUGAGACCUAUCUUGACAUUAACCCAACUAGUGGAGUCCCUAUUCGUGCGUGUAAAAGAGCGCAGCUUAACAUUAUAAUGAAGAGAGUACCUGGCUUCCCCAUAACGAAAUUCCUGAAUGAAACCAUUUUCCCUAUUAUGUUUGUCAACGAGACUGCAACCAUUGACGAUCAUUCAGCCUCACAGAUGAAAACUCUGCUCCGUAUCAUAACGAUAGUGUCCAACUUCCCUGUGAUCAUCAUGGCUAUGGGUGCCAUAUUACUGCUUGUCUUUAUCCUCCUGUUGUGCAGGAAUCGUCAAAGAAAGAAUGAAGUAAAACGUAUUGAUUUUACCGAAGCUUUUCAUUCUUUUGCUACAAAAGAUGACACCGCCUACACUCCAGUCAGCAGCAAAUCAGACGAGUCACCUGAAGCACACAGCAACCAGCCUAUGAAGAAUGGCUCAUACAUCGCCAUGUCGCCAGUGGAAGCUCAGAAGUGUUGAUGAAAAUCAAUGUGUGGGAACCCGCCGAGGGGGAUCCACCUAUGUGACUCUUUCCUCUACUCACCUUUUUUCACUGUGCAACACGUUUAGAGGUGGUCAGCUGCUAGAAACCACAGUCAGCCAACACGCCACUCGUUUUGUGGCCGUUGAAAAACUUCCUCUCUCCUGCUGACUCUUUCGCUGUCUGAACAUGGCCUUCUCUACCUGCCAUAUUUUUAACACGCAAAAAUAAUGUCUGACUCAAAACACAGUGCUGUUUUGCAGUCAUUUCUUCUGCUGUUGACUAGACAUAGUGAACUGAAACCACCUGCUAGCCUUUUUGGAUGGCCAUGCCCAUGCAUGCUCCUCUAACAAAGGGCUGAAACAAUGAAAACAUGUAUAUCCAGGCUGCUUUCCUAUGGCAAGCAGGAGCCACCUUAAACACCAGUGUUUGCGCAAUGGCCAACGUUCUUAAAGUGUAUGAAUGAAUUGCCACACUACUGUAAUGUCGCCUGUUUCAGAUUUUCCUUACCGCCAUAUCUUACCAUUUCAAAGAACGAGGCGAAUUUGCCUUCAUGAGUAUUUCAAAAGAUAAGCGGAAGUCCAGUGCGGUCGUGGGUAUGAAUGGUGUUGUGUUAUGUGCAUUGUGCGUGGGCUUGGUUUUGUAUUUGUAUGGAAGGGGUAAGGCAAGCAUGUCCAUGCUUGUAUAUCACUUAAUCAAACUGCUGUGAAUUGUUUGUGAAGGGCUGUGCUUUCUGACGCAGUAGCAUGACUAGAAUCAGUCACUAGAUUUCAAAGUCCUUAACAUUUUGCCCUGUCCUAACUUGCUAAGUGCCAUUAGGUGAUGGAAUCAGGCAUCAGUGGCUGUGUUUAAAAUGGCAUGCUGCAUAUUGCAUUAAUACUGCAUAAAGCCUAUAGUAUGCUGAAAUUAUUACACAAGGGUGGUGCUGGUGGUGGAUCGGGGGUGUUAAUGAUGAAGUUAGGGAUUACCUGCCUUUGAUAAUUAGUUUAAGGCAGAAUGUAGAUUAAGGGUAAGAAAAAAUAAGAGCAAAUGGAUUUUCACUGUAGGUAAACUGGCUAUUUAAAAUUUCAUCCUAGAUGUGAGUAAUAUCGGUUAUUGGGUUAUUGAGAAGUUAUGUGAUGGGUUAACACCUUUACCAAGGUGCUUAUUUGACCUUGAACUUACAGUUGCGGAAUAUACUCCCAAACCGCUAUAACCCUAAUCAGGGUAAACCAGUUACUUAACCUGACCUGAUAGGAACAUACAUAGAUAAAUAAACACACCUACUAUGUGGUUAAACAUAUAUGAAGUAAGCAGUUAAUCUCCUGGCUUAACGUAAAGUUAUUUGUGGAUGACAUCCGUAGCCACAUAUGAUUGAAGUAUAUGAAUGAAUUAACGUUCUACACGGUGAUCUGUCUACAUGAUUGGUAAAUGCAUUACCUCUGGAAGAAUACUGCUAAAUUAAGCAUACUAGAACAGCCCAUGUUUUCACAUGCUGCCUUUGGGUGGGAUUUAUGAACAGUAUGCAUAUGUCUUUUGAACAUACAGCUACGUCCUUAUCCAGCCUGGUUUAGAGGAUCUUAAACUUGAGAUGAAUUUACAUAAUGCACAAGUGAAAAGUAAACCUGCUUUUUGUCUUACACAUACCUGAGAAAGAGCUCUGGAGUGUCGUAAUAUCAGACUUUUUUUGUUGCGCAAGUGAGUCUUGUAUGUAGUCAAAACAUCUUCACCCAGACUUGUGCCACGUUAAGGUAUUUUGUCUCAGACUCUGAAAAAGCACAAUAACAACCUUUUUACCUUGAGCAUUUUACAACUGCUUAUAAGGCUAAGAACAUCAGGAAAGGCGUGCUGCACAUCUUUACGGCAGUGGGAUUGAAUUAUGAAUAACUUAGCCUUGAUGUACCUGGCACUUAAAUCGCUGUUUUUCCCUCAGUUUACUGCUUCCUGUCCUUCCUUCAUGUUCAAAGCAUUUAGUUGAAAAAAAUCUGAAGUAGGCAUAAAAAAGGCCAUAAAAUCUAUGUAAAAACUAUGUGCACUUUUCAUAAAAGUCCUGCACAUUUUAUUUCAAUGCAACAGUCCUGACUUGGAUUUCACAACCGUGCCCUGAUGCCUUUUUGUAGUCAUGUUUUGAGUUCGGUGUUUAUUUGUGUUACAUUUUUUCUAACCAUUGGUAUCAGAAGGAUUCCUUAAUUCCAGCACCGAAUGGCGAUUAUAACUGCUUUACCCCCCUGAAACAUGAAAAUCCUGGAACCUUGCAAGACUUUGGUCUGGAAUUGAGGAAGCCUGUCAUGCAGUGUUGUAUUAUUUUUGAGACCAUGCUCAUUUCUUAAAUGUUUGCACAUUGUGUUUGUGGCACUUUUCAGGACCAUACCAUUUCAUGCCAAACAUGUGAUGCCACCACUAAUGACUUAUGCAUUAACAAUAAGCUAAAAUGGUUUACUCACUUUGCUGUUACUCUUAACUUUCGUCGUCUCCACUGAUUAUUGUUGUGGCAAAAUGUUUGUAGCCAGUGUGUGUUUUAGUCUUAAAUUCAAGAUUUGAUGGCAACUCAGAACUGGAGAAUUUGUGUGCAUACCAAGUAUACAGAGUAUCAAAGUGAAGUGUGAAAGAAGCAACUGGAAUAUUUUUGUAACUGUACCAUUAAACCUUUAGCUAGCCUUGGCUAGAUGGUUUUCUUAACUAUUUCUAGCUUGGCUUGCUUGUAGUCAGCAUUACAAACUAUGUAAAAUACACAAAUUUGCCAAUUAUUGCCUUUGUUAAUACAUACAGAAGGCUAUUGUCAUACCUGCUGGUCCACAUUAGUGGAACUUUUUACUUGUCCUGACUUGAAUUUUUGAAGCUUUUAAACCUGAGCCAUUUUUUGAAACGUAACAUUUAAACCCAGAUAUUUUUUUUGGUUCAAUUCAAUGUACACUCAACCAAAGAUAACCUUAUAGAUUGAGUUGCCCCAUUUGUUUACUUUCACAGAUACAGCUCUAGUGCCAUCGAUUUUUCUCAUUCUCAUUUACAGCCAUGUUACAGCUCAUGAACUUUAUCCACAAGGGCAAAAGGCAAAAAGUGGUAAAAAUUCAAGUAUUUUCCAGAACUCUGCUGGAGUUUUCCAAAGUGUUUAACAAAUGUUGUUACAACAAAUUAGGAACACAGUAUUCUGUUUUGACACAGCAAUACAUUCUGUAAAGAAUUUUCUAUGGAGAUCUGCAUUAUCUACAUAUUUAUGUAGCCAUAUGUAUAACUGUAUGUAUGUACAUUAUCUAAAAUUGUAAAAUAUUAGUUCUUUCAUUUCUGUUCUGUAUUUGAUACUAAUUUUCUAAUCUAAAAGAAAAAAGCUGAUUUUUUUCUUUCCUCCAGACAGAUUUCUUACUUGUUCUGAGUGUGUUGUCCCACAGUUGAUGUUGAACAGUGUGUGUAUGGUUUGUAAGUUUAGUGGCAGUAUUUAAGAAAGUUUGUGAUGGCGUGUGUAAAACCUCCAGUGCCACAAGUUCUUUAGAAGCCGCCGCACUGUUUUACUAAUGUGGCGCAUCAGGAAGGCUGAUUAUCUUUGAUUUUGGUUGAAAGACUUUGACUUGGUGCUACAUCAGGCACAAAAAGUUUCUACAGCAAACCUUUUUACCUUAGAUGAAUGAUGCCCUCCUUCAGGGAUGAGACUCUAGUGCCAUAUCAUCCUGGGUCACUCAGUUUAGGAAACGUUGUAGCAGUUUGUGUCCCUUUUUGCAUUUCAGUAAAGCUUCACCAUGAUUGGGAUGGUUUAGAUCAUUUUAUGUUCACCUCAGAGGCUUGUUGAAUUUUUGCUGCUGAAAAUGACAAUCCCCACAUUGUUAGGUGCAACAUCUCUUUAAAUUUGAUAACCUGAUUUUGUUCUAAGAAUUUACACUGCACAAAUGUUUCUGCAAUACUUUUUUGUAAACAUUUUUAGUGUUCUUUGCAAAAAAAUAAAGUUUACUGCAAAAUGU
Molecule: messenger RNA, 5613 nt
Organism: Trichomycterus rosablanca
Lineage: Eukaryota; Metazoa; Chordata; Actinopteri; Siluriformes; Trichomycteridae
Gene: scarb2a
Product: scavenger receptor class B, member 2a
Exons: 13
Coding region: 91-1683 (530 amino acids)
Biological process (GO): protein targeting to lysosome; receptor-mediated endocytosis
Cellular component (GO): cytoplasm; lysosome; plasma membrane
Molecular function (GO): scavenger receptor activity
Source: RefSeq, a predicted model, not a curated record